Messenger RNA from Eubalaena glacialis (North Atlantic right whale), 1785 nucleotides. RefSeq names its product hemogen (gene HEMGN). Lineage: Eukaryota; Metazoa; Chordata; Mammalia; Artiodactyla; Balaenidae. The transcript is spliced from 7 exons. The record is from RefSeq and is a predicted model, not a curated record. Bases 281 to 1702 code for a protein of 473 amino acids. Gene Ontology annotation, biological process: regulation of osteoblast differentiation; cell differentiation. Gene Ontology annotation, cellular component: nucleoplasm.
GUCUUCCACUUCUGCUCCAUGCCCUUCAUCUCCUGUAGUUACCUUGCCCUUUUGGCUGAGGGACGGGCUCACCUCAAACCAAUGUAAGUUGUUUAUUUAUUUAUUUUUAUUUUUUCUUUUUGGCUGCACCGAGUGGCUGGCGGGAUCUUAGUUCCCCGACCAGGGAUUGAACCCGGGCCACCACAGUGAAAGCGCUGAGUCCUAACCACUGGACCGCCAGGGAAUUCUCUAAUCAAUUACCCCUCUGGGACAGUUUAGUAAAUGGAAAGCCAGUGGACAAAUGACAGAAGACCAGAAGUUUGUUCUCUGGAGACAUGGGCUCAGAGCGGCACUGGACUCGGGGACACCAGGCCCAGUGAGAGAACUCUGCUCCAAGAGUAAAGAGAUCUGGAUCCUGGUCCUGGCUUUUCUGUGUCAUUCAGGGUUCUUGUGGAAGUCAGACCAAACAGCAGGAAGGUAUUGCAGCAAGAUGGAUUUGGGAAAGGACCAGUCUCACUUGAUGCUCCAUCAGACACCUGAUCCUCAUCAAGAAGAGAACCAUGUUCCAGAAGUCGUUGGAACUUGGAGUUUAAGAAACAGAGAGCAACUCAGAAAAAGAAAAGCUGAAGCACAAGAAAAGCAAACUUCACAAUGGCAAUUUGGAGAGAAAAAACACAAGCGGCAGAGAACAGGAAAAAGAAGUGAAAGAGGCAGAAAGAGACAACAAAAUACAGAAACGAAGGUGGAGCCUCUGUCACAAUUAGAAAAGGAAAUGAUGGAGAAAGCACCAGCACCUACAGAGAAAGAAACUGAACCACCCAGGAGUGUGACCGAAGCUCUCCUUCCAGUAGCCUCCACGCAAAGAGUUGUGCCCAAGAAACAUUUUUCUGAAAUAGGUCAAGAAAGCAUUAUCCAUCAGGAAAAUUCUUCUGAAUACCAAGAAACAGCAGUACAAAACCACCCUUCUGAAAUACGCCAAGAUAUGGCUGAAUCUGAAGACCUCUCUCCUAAAAUGUGCCAAGAAAUAGCUGUAUUUCAAGACCAUCCUUCCAAAAUGUGCCAUGAUAUGGCUCAACCUGAAGACCUCUCUCUUAAAAUGUGCCAAGAAACCUCUGCAGCCAAAGCCCUUUCUUCUAAAACAUCUGAAGAUAUAGCUGACCUGGAAGGAUGCCCUCUUGAAGCAUACCCCAAACCAGAUGUGCCUAAAGGCUACACUCUUGAAACAUACCAAAAAAGAGCUGAACCUGAGGAACACAAUUCUGAACUAGGUCAUGGAAUAGCUGAGACUGAAAACUUUGUUCCUAAAACACAAGAAAUAGCUGUGCCUAAAGAGCUUUCUAUAAAAACAUACCAAGAAACAGUUGAAACUGAACACUUUUCUCAUAAAACAUAUAAAGAAAUUGCUGUGUCUAAAGACCCCUCUCAUAAAACAAUCCAAGAAACACCUGCUCCUGAAAAAUAUUCACCUGAAAUAUACCAAGAAACACCUGGGUCUGAAGAAUAUUCACCUGAAAUAUACCAAGAAACAGCUGGGCCUGAAGACUAUGCACCUGAAAUAUACCAAGAAACACCUGGGCCUGAAGACCUCUCUACUAAGACAUAUAAAGAUAAGGAUGUGCCUGAAGAAUGCUUUCCAGAACUGUACCAAGAAAGAGGUGGGCCCCAAGACCAGGAUCCUAAAGCACACCAGGAAGAUGCUAAGGAUGUUUAUAUUUUUCCUUGAGAAAUGAAGGAAAAACCCAAAGCAGAAGAACCAGACAAUUCCAAAAUACCAACAAUUCCAAAGGUUCCUCAAGAGAUUCACCC